This is a messenger RNA of Drosophila sulfurigaster albostrigata, 1159 nucleotides long. RefSeq lists its product as uncharacterized. Bases 206 to 1021 code for a protein of 271 amino acids. The record is from RefSeq and is a predicted model, not a curated record. The transcript has 2 exons. NCBI's taxonomy places the organism in Eukaryota, Metazoa, Arthropoda, Insecta, Diptera, Drosophilidae.
UGUGUAGCAAGCUUUGACGUACCGGGAGAAUGCGAUCGAAUUUACAUAAUUGUAGUAGGCCAAUGUAGAUUUUAUCCAAACUAAAUAAGACUGUUUAUCGGCAGUCGAUAUUCUCUAAGUAAUUUUUAUUCAAACUAAUUUCAAGAUUUAUUCUUGGACAACAAUUAAGGCUGUAUUCAAAAAUUAAAAUUAAGAAUCUUUGGCUAUGACUUCAUAUGAGAAGUACGAUAAGGUAAACAUCUGGUGGUUUCCUGCAGACUUUUGUCAAGCACGCUACGGAAAGUACCACAAGAGUGGAAAUAAUUCUUGUACUCUAAUAUCGCUGAUCUUUGCGAAUAAGCUAAGCAAGUCAUCAGACUUUAGCCAAAACGUGGAAGAGUUGCCCACCCGAAUAUGGAAUUUUAUUGGUAGCUCAAUCAACGAUGGCAACAAAGUGUAUCGUGAUCGUGUUCCCAAAUCCCUUAACAUAAGUAUUCCAGCCGCAAUUUUGGAAUUAGCUACGCGUAAGACGAUUGAUUUUCAGUUGGUUGAAUGGUUCUUCACACAAUUGGAUGUCGAAAUUGAGGAUCCUUUUGGCAUCAGUGAAGAACUCGCUCGCAUUUUGAAGACAACUUUGAAAGUGUUUCAGCACCAAGACUGGGAGGUGCCGUCCCAUCUAUUUGCUGCCAUUAUUGCUGACAGUCGAACCAUAAUAAUAAGCUUUGAUUUGAACAAUUCAAUUGCCUCAUUCUUCGAUUCCCAUCGGCACGGCGAGAAUACUGGCGCUGUCUUCGCCCAGGCAACUAUGGAAGACAUUGACAAUUUGAUGUUUUGGUAUAUUACCAUGAUGGACACCAGUUUUUCCAGUCGCCCCGAGAUGUACGAGAUAGCAUUUCUUAGCUCACAUCGGGACUUGUCCGAAAUUCCUUCGCCGCCAUUUGGGGAUUUGGCUAAGGAUCUGAAAAAGUCACAACCCGAUGCACCGCUCAAAUUGAAGCCAGAGAAUUUCGAUGAGUUCGACGAGGAAAAACUUAAAACAUAAUUAAUGUUUAAUAUUCGAAACGAAUCAAAAAGAAAUGGAAAUUUGAGUAAAUCUGUAUCUAAAGGUCGGGCUAGUAUGGGAGACACCCAUAACAUCAUUAAUGUUUGCAAUUUACAUACAAAAAAUAUGUAGAAUCUG